Ananas comosus (pineapple) is the source of this 2004-nucleotide messenger RNA. RefSeq lists its product as uncharacterized. Lineage: Eukaryota; Viridiplantae; Streptophyta; Magnoliopsida; Poales; Bromeliaceae. The coding region runs from base 224 to 1654 and encodes 476 amino acids. The record is from RefSeq and is a predicted model, not a curated record. Gene Ontology annotation, molecular function: protein binding. The transcript is spliced from 8 exons.
UCCCUUCCGAGUUCCGACACUGUUCGCAAACCCUCGCCCUGGCUUUUCGAAGUCGAGAGAGAGAGCUCCUACUCCCCAACAAUGGAGCUCACCAAAACCCUAACCCUAACUCUCCGCAUCUCCCCCUCUCUUCACUGAGGCCCCCUAUUCCGCUUUUCCCCUCUUCCUAGCACCAGAGUAUAAGGCGACGAGGGGAGAGGAGGAAGGGGGAGGGGGCGCGGAGAUGGAGAACCACAAGAAGUCUCUGCUGAGGGUCCGGGUCCGGGUCACGGCGCGGAAGCGGGCGCGGGAGUCGCCCUCCUCCGGCGAGGGCUCCGGCCGGAAGAUGCGGGCGCGGGUGUGUGCUAACUCGGUGAGGAAGCUCGCGUGCCGCGAGAUCGGCGGCCUCCCUCGCAUGGCCCGCGUCGCCUCCUCCAGCGCCCCCGAGAAGUUCCGCAACAUCCAGCUCCAGGAGGAAUUCGACACGUAUGAUGAUAAUAUCCAUUGGUUUCUCAAAUUACAAUUUCUGAAAAAGAGGUCCAAGAUCAUUGAGAUUGUUGCAGCAAAGGAUGUUAUAUUUGCUUUAGCACAAUCUGGUCUCUGUGCUGCUUUUAGCCGGACAACAAAUAAGCGUAUAUGCUUCUUGAACAUAAGCCCCGAUGAAGUGAUUAGGAGCUUAUUUUAUAAUAAGAACAAUGACUCACUCAUCACAGUUUCUGUUUACGCAUCAGACCAUUUCAGUUCCUUGAAAUGCCGGACCACUCCAAUAGAAUACAUCAGAAGAAACCAGCUAGAUGCUGGUUAUCCUCUUUUUGAGACCGAAUCAUUAAAAUGGCCUGGUUUUGUUGAGUUUGAUGAUGUCAAUGGCAAAGUUCUUACAUAUUCAGCCCUGGAUGGUACUUACAAAGUGUUUGACCUGAAGAACUAUAACUUCUUGUACUCCAUAUCGGAUAAGAAUAUUCAGGAGAUCAAAAUAAGCCCAGGCAUCAUGCUGUUAAUAUAUCAGAGAACUCCUGGUUAUGUUCCACUCACAAUAUUAUCAAUUGAAGAUGGAACAGUGUUGAAAUCUUUCAAUCACUUACUACACCGCAACAAGAAAAUUGAUUUCAUCGAGCAGUUCAACGAGAAGCUACUGGUCAAGCAAGAGAAUGAGAACCUCCAGAUUCUUGACGUGAGGAACUCGGAGCUGAUAGAAGUCAGUAGGACUGAUUUCAUGACCCCUUCUGCAUUCAUUUUCCUAUAUGAGAACCACCUUUUCUUAACAUUCCGGAACAGGACUGUCGCAGUUUGGAAUUUCCGGGGUGAGCCAGUCACCUCCUUUGAAGACCACCUGCUCUGGCAUCCUGAUUGUAACACUAAUAACAUUUACAUCACUAGCGACCAGGACCUGAUAAUCUCGUACUGCAAGGCUGAAAGUGAAGACGAGGGAGAAGCUUCUCCUAUAGGAUCUAUCAACAUGAGCGACAUCCUCAGCGGGAAGUGUGUCGCGAAGAUCUGUCCCCGUGAUCCCUCUCUACAGAUUGCCCCUCGCAAGCGGGGCGACCCGAGCCGUUCUACCAUCAGGAGCACUAUAAGGGAAGCUCUUGAAGAUGUAACUGCACUCUUCUAUGACGAGGAUCGGAACGAAAUCUAUACGGGGAACAAGCAAGGCCUGAUCCAUGUUUGGUCAAAUUAGUAGCUAUACCUAAUAGCCGUCUGUAUAAUGUAUCUCAUUGCCAAACAUCAGCUGCAUCCCACCAUCUCCAUGUAUCAUGCUCUGCUUUAGAGCCUCUUUGUAGCAUGGGUUUCAGUUUCAAAACCUACCAUCCCGUGUUACCCUGCGGUGUUUCUAGGUGUAUUUUGUGUCAUAUCUAUGAUUAUAUCAGUAUGUAGCAACUGCAUCUUUGUUUUAGGAGAAAAGCUCUUUCUUUCCGGUUUUUUCUGUUGAUCUUUUUGUGGCAGUGUGUUUUCUCAUGGAACACAUUAUCUGUGGGAAUGAUUAGCAUCAAUUGCUAAUGUUGUUUUCUGAGUUUGAUUCUGAUUUCA